AUGUCCAAACCGCAAGGCACGAUUCUCGUGACGGGAGCCAAUGGUGGCCUUGGCAGUGCCAUCGUUGCACACAUAGGUUCUACGCUGCCAAACUAUCACACUAUCUACGCCGUCCGCGAUAUAGCCGCGCCCAACCCAGCGCUGCGGUCUGCUCUCCCGGCCCAAGCAUCCUUUGCCCCUGAGAUUGUGUCCCUCGACCUGACCCGACUCUCCAACGUGCGCCAGGUCGCCACCGCGAUCAACGAACGCGUAGCGAGGAAAGAAAUCCCUCCCAUCCGCGCGCUCGUGCUGAAUGCCGGGUUCCAGGAGUUUCAAGAGCAGACGUGGACCGAGAAGUCCGAGGGCGGGUUCGACAGCAGCUUCGCGGCGAAUUACCUGGGCCACUGGCUGCUUGCGGUGCUCUUGCUGCGAAGUCUGGAUCCCCAGAACGGGCGCGUCGUGUUCCUGGGCAGUGUUGCGCAUGACCCACAUUACCCCAUUAUCGAGCGGCACUACCCGGAUGAGAAGUGGAAGACGUUCAUCCAUGAGAAUCUCGAUGCUAUUGCCGACGGCUCCUGGAGCACCACCGCAGAGGAUCCGACUUUGAACGGUGGGUUUCGUCGGAGUGAGCUUCAGAAGCGCCUCAGAAAAGACCCAGCCAUCAGUAAAAUCACCGUCGUGGGUGUUGAUCCCGGCACCAUGGUAACGAGCCUCGUGCGCCGCAACAACUGGCUUGUCCGCAACGUAUUCCACAAAGUCAUCCUCGCCAACGUCGCCCGAGUGAUGUAUUACACGACGACGAAUCCUCCGAUACGUUUCACUCAAACGUCCGCUCGAGACGUCAUGGAUGCUGCUAUGAACUCGCGGUGGCAGAACGGCGGCGUCUACUUGAAUGGCUCGGAGCCGGGAAGCAUGAGUGCGGAGGCCAGGGACGUGGAGAAGUCGGCGAUAGUAUGGAGAGACAGUGUGAGGUAUACCAAACUGAAGGAUGGGGAGACGGUGCUUGUCAAUUGGAAGUGA
Messenger RNA from Venustampulla echinocandica, 999 nucleotides. RefSeq lists its product as uncharacterized. Bases 1 to 999 code for a protein of 332 amino acids. NCBI's taxonomy places the organism in Eukaryota, Fungi, Ascomycota, Leotiomycetes, Helotiales, Pleuroascaceae. The record is from RefSeq and is a predicted model, not a curated record. The transcript is spliced from 2 exons. Gene Ontology annotation, cellular component: endoplasmic reticulum membrane; mitochondrial outer membrane; lipid droplet. Gene Ontology annotation, molecular function: 3-beta-hydroxysteroid 3-dehydrogenase (NADP+) activity.